AUGCCCGUCGAGGAACUGGAGAGCGACGAGUAUGCUCGUCUUUGGGAGCGAUUGAGAAUACUCGGUCGUCUGGACAGAUGCAAGAUGCCGAGUUGCUCAGCAAGAAAGUGUGCGAACUCGUGGAAGAAACAUUUUAAAGUGUGUUAUUUUCCACUAAAUGAUCCACAAAGAUGUGCAAUAUGGGUAGCCAACAUGAAGAGAGAAAAUUGGACACCAAAUAAACAUUCGGCGUUAUGUCAAGUACAUUUCGCUCCUAAAAUGUGGGAAAAUAAACGUCAGGACAAUCUACUGAAACUAAAAAGAAAUGCGGUGCCAACUUUGUUUGAAGAUGCAGAAGAAGCUAAAACUGGUGAAGCUCUGAAUAAUGCUACUUUUAUUAAUAUUAAUGAAAAUCAAGAAGUAGUUGCAAUUGAUGUUGAAGCACCUAAUCAAAUUGUUGAGGAAGACGACGUAGCAAUGUUGCAUAUAUUUACUCUGUCGUCAAAGGACGACAUAAUAAAUGACACUGAAAUGCAAAAUGAGAUAUACUCUAACAGUGCGGGGUAUGAAGAAUUACUUCGUCAUAUGCCUUUACCUUCUUUACGGACUCUAAGACGACGAUUACAAAAUGUAAAAUUUAAUAGCGGAAUUUUAGAUGAAAUGUUUGAAUUUCUUAAGCUUAAAGUAGCUUGUUUUAAAAACAAUUUAGAUAAACAUUGCAUACUCGUAAUGGAUGAAAUGAGUAUAACUCCUUCUAAAAUAUUUGAUCCUUCGACAAAUACUUUUAUGGGUUAUGCAACAUUAGGUAAUCAUAAAGAUGAAAAAAAUAUUGCAACUCAUGCUUUAGUUUUUAUGUUGGCCGGAAUAGCAAGUAGAUGGAAACAGAUCGUAGGAUAUUAUUUUACUGGUACUACAGUAGAUGGAAUAAACACGUAA
This is a messenger RNA of Solenopsis invicta (red fire ant), 915 nucleotides long. RefSeq names its product THAP domain-containing protein 5. Bases 1 to 915 code for a protein of 304 amino acids. The transcript has 6 exons. The record is from RefSeq and is a predicted model, not a curated record. Lineage: Eukaryota; Metazoa; Arthropoda; Insecta; Hymenoptera; Formicidae.